AUGUCAUACGCACAAGCAGCAGCUUCAGGUCCACAACAGACUGAUGAGGAGAAACGUGCCCCUGCCCCGCCAUCUGUCGUCCCCACCGAAAGCGCCUCCACCUCUUCCUUAAUUGACGUCGACACCGAUUCCGUGCAUACUGUUCCUUCAGACUUUCAGUCACAACCAGUUCAAACCGAGACACAAGCUAAUCGCCUCGAGCAAGAGGCUGAAGAAAUCGAAGCCAAGAUCCGCGCUGCAAAGGAUGCAUCUGCCAAAAAAUCAAAGAAGGGCAAGAGCCGUGUCCAAGAGAACAGCGAUAACCCAGUAGUCAUUGGAAAUGCAAUUGCUGUUGCGGCAUUGAGCACUGGUUUAGGAUUUGGAGCAUAUCAAAAGUACGCAAAGGGAGAAUUGACAUGGAAGGUUGUCGGUGCGUGGGCUGGUGUGGUGGGUGUUUUGGCUGUUGGAGAUUAUUACCUGAGCUCGUACCUUUUCAAGACCAAGUACCCAGCCAAGAAGUAA
This is a messenger RNA of Sclerotinia sclerotiorum 1980 UF-70, 501 nucleotides long. RefSeq lists its product as hypothetical. The transcript is spliced from 2 exons. Gene Ontology annotation, cellular component: mitochondrial outer membrane. Gene Ontology annotation, molecular function: nascent polypeptide-associated complex binding. NCBI's taxonomy places the organism in Eukaryota, Fungi, Ascomycota, Leotiomycetes, Helotiales, Sclerotiniaceae. The record is from RefSeq and is a predicted model, not a curated record. Bases 1 to 501 code for a protein of 166 amino acids.